Pyrus x bretschneideri (Chinese white pear) is the source of this 1797-nucleotide messenger RNA. Its product is annotated as serine/threonine-protein kinase STY13. Gene Ontology annotation, molecular function: protein kinase activity; ATP binding. Gene Ontology annotation, biological process: protein phosphorylation. The record is from RefSeq and is a predicted model, not a curated record. The coding region runs from base 549 to 1541 and encodes 330 amino acids. NCBI's taxonomy places the organism in Eukaryota, Viridiplantae, Streptophyta, Magnoliopsida, Rosales, Rosaceae. The transcript has 7 exons.
UCGCUCUCUCCGCAAACACACACCCCCCACGUCCUUAAAAACAUGAUCUUUGGGCUCUCUCCCUUCCCAUGAUUCCAUCUGCAGAACAAGAUUGAAAGCACUGUGGCCCUAAGAGAUUAAUUAUUCCCACAAAUCCCGUUUAUUUAGUCUCUAUGAUGGGGACCAUGGAAUUUUAAUCAAACUAGUAUAUGUAUGCAGCACUCUAGUUUUCACUUGGGGAAGUGCUUUUGCUAAGCUUCUGGUUUUGCCUUCUGAGGGAUAUUUUCUCACUUCCCCAUAAAAAUUUUCUAAGUAAAAAAAAUAGCACUUUGGGCAUUGAGCUUUUGCCUUGGGGCUUUUGCUGUCACAAUCUCCUCUCUGGUAGGACAUGUGGGGUUCCAUGCUUUUGCCUCCCCCAAGGACAUGGCUUUGAAGUUGGAUUGUUGGGUUGUGUAGAAGGAUGGAAUCUGGGAGUAGGUUUUACUCAGCUGAUGAGUUCAGAUUGGAUGCCAAAUGGCUGAUUGAUCCUAAGCAUCUCUUUGUUGGACCAAGAAUUGGUGAGGGAGCUCAUGCCAAAGUCUAUGAGGGCAAUUAUCUCACUUCUUUUGAUUUCGGCCUUUUGGAUUCGAAUCAGAUACAAAAACCAGACUGUUGCAAUUAAAGUUGUUCAUAGAGGAGAAACUCCAGAGGAGAUUAUCAAGAAAGAAGGACGGUUUGCCAGAGAGGUUGCAAUGUUGUCGAGAGUUCAGCAUAAAAAUUUAGUGAAGUUUAUUGGUGCCUGCAAGGAGCCAGUAAUGGUAAUAGUUACUGAGCUUUUAUUAGGAGGUACAUUGCGUAAAUAUUGUCUAAACAUGCGGCCAAGGUGCUUGGACAUACGCAUUGCUGUUGGUUUCGCACUAGAUAUUGCGCGUGCGAUGGAGUGCUUGCACUCUCAUGGGAUCAUACACCGUGAUUUGAAGCCUGAGAACUUGCUCUUGACUGCAGACCGCAAAACAGUUAAAUUAGCGGAUUUUGGGUUGGCGAGAGAGGAGUCAUUAACAGAGAUGAUGACUGCAGAAACCGGGACAUACCGUUGGAUGGCUCCAGAGUUGUACAGUACUGUUACAUUAAGGCAGGGAGAGGGAAAGCAUUACAGCCACAAAGUGGACGCGUAUAGCUUCGCGAUUGUUUUGUGGGAACUCUUACACAACAAAUUGCCUUUCGAAGGCAUGUCAAAUCUCCAAGCAGCCUAUGCAGCUGCUUUUAAAAAUGUGAGGCCUAGUUCCGAAAACAUCCCAGAGGAGUUGAACAUCAUCCUAACUUCGUGCUGGCAGGAGGACCCAAACGCCCGCCCUAAUUUCAGCCAAAUAAUUCAAAUGCUACUCGAUUUUCUUUACGCCAUAUCUCCUCCUAAACCUGCCAUUCUGCCACGGAUAUUCACUGAGAACAGAGUCCUGCUGCCAGAGUCUCCUGGUACAAGCGCCUUGAUGUCAGCGCGUGAAGGCUUGGGGGAGACGCCCAAAUUAGGAGAAAUGGAAGACAAACCAAAAGGUUUUUUCUUCUGCUUUAACCAGUGUUAUUGAGUAGUUGAAGAGAAUGUCCAUAACCUCCGUCCUUGGGGUCAAUAAUGUUAGGAGGGAAGAUCGUAAACACUAGAAUCUAGUUCGAUUAAGUACAUUUCGUUAACAUGGUACGUGUUUAAGCUGAUCAGUGUCGAAUUUCAUCAAGUGCAAUUGUCAGAUGAAUACACCAAUCUGUAUCUGUCCAAUAUUCUGCUGGAUUAUGUCUAUGUGUAGGAUCUUAACCCCGUUUUGAUAAUCUUGAACAUCUAGCAGCUAA